This is a messenger RNA of Onthophagus taurus, 2733 nucleotides long. Lineage: Eukaryota; Metazoa; Arthropoda; Insecta; Coleoptera; Scarabaeidae. The record is from RefSeq and is a predicted model, not a curated record.
AAUUUUACUCUAAUUAACGAUUACUGUACUACUGUUCUGUGCGAUUACUACAUUAUCGACUUGAAUUUUACCGGUUAUUUUGACAUUUAUUUAAUUUAAUCGUUAAAUUUCGACGAUUUUUUUAAGUUAUUAUCGAUUGUUGCAGUGCAAAUUCCAAAAAUGACGAACGUAGAACCGCUACAAGCGUUAAACAUGGAUCCAUCCCAACAACAAGGUUUUGUAAGAUUUUACAGAAAUUUGCCAGAGAACAUCUCUGCUACAGUAAGAUUUUUUAAUCACUCCGAUUAUUACACGGUCCACGAGGACGAUGCAAAAUUAGCCUCAGAAACAAUUUUCGGCAAUAAAAUAAUUAAAUACAUGGGUUUAGAACCGAAAUUGAGUUACUUGGUUUUAAGCAGAGGAAAUUUCGAAAAGUUCAUCAAAGAAUUACUUCUUGUUAAACAAUACCGAGUUGAAGUUUACACAAAACCCUCAACGCAAAGUCGCCAAAACACUUGGUCGUUAGAAUAUAAAGGAUCCCCAGGAAAUUUAAGCCAAUUCGAAGACAUUUUAUUUGAUAAUUCCGGAAAUACCGUUUUUAAUUCGACCAUAAUGUGUAUCAAAAACAUUAAGGCAAAUAAUUUAGGUGUAGCUUGUAUAAAUACAACGGAAUCAACAUUUUUCUUAACCGAAUUUAUCGAUAACGAAUUCCACACUCAACUCGAUGCGUUAAUCGCACAAAUUGGCCCGAAGGAGUGUAUAAUACCCCAAGGGGAUUCACCCGAAUUGGUGUCGUUAAAAAAAAUUCUUGAUCGUUGCAACAUUUUGGUUGUUCGAUUAAAAAAGAAUGAAUUUUCUGGUGACGAAAUCGAUCAAGAUUUAAAUAGAUUACUCUUUUUUAAUGAAGGCCAACAAAGAAAUUAUAUGGCUUUACCUUCGGCUGAUUUAAAACAUGCUUUAGGUAGUUUACAAGCUGGGAUUAAAUACUUAAAUUUAACUGGAGAUGAAAAUAAUUUUAAUCAAUAUAAAAUUUCAACAGCUGAUAUUCAUCGGUAAGAUUAAUUUAACCCGUUUAUGCCCAGAGUUCCAAUAAUGGAACACCCCCGUUUUUCUCCCCUCCACGCUUUGUUGUUACGUUUUCAGUAAACACAUUGAUUAGUGAGAGUGAUUGUUUGACGAAUUAUUGUGCCUUUAAUGUGUGAAAUUUCUAUCGUAAAAAAUGGCUGGUUAAAGGUAAGUGACAUUUCCUGUUAUUAAACUAAUAUUAUCUAUUAUUUUGGGUUGUGUUUAUUGCCCUAACAAUUUUCAACACAUUUCCAUAUAUCAUCUAUAAUAAUAAAUAGGAUAAGUACAAAAAAAUACACUUUUUCCCAAAAGUUCCAAUAUUGGAACUAUGCUAAAUAGGUCCAUAAAGAUUUUUAAUAAUUUCAGACCCCUCACAACUGCAGAACUUAUUGAAGUAAUAGAAGGCGUGGAUUUUUGUGCCGCUGAUGUUUUUAUCACUCUUCCAGAUGAUGGUGCUGAAUAUAGCGACAAUGAAGACUUCUGCAACGACAUCAAUGACUGGAUGGUUGAUAGCUUCAAGCAGAAGCUAUGGAGAAAAUUGCAAAUCAAAGACGGAUUUCAUAAUUGGUGACAGCGACACUGACGAAGAGGCAAAUAGGGACAACGAACCUUUGUCAGAAAUACAAACGAAGUUACCAAAAAAAAAACUGGCAAUAAUCCGAUCUUAUUUCUGAAUUCCGAACUUUGAGCAACUGAUGCAAUCAGCACCCAUUCCUUCUAAUCCGGUGGAAUGCUUUGAACUUGUUCCUGAUGAUAAUAUUACAUCAUUUUUGGCAGAAGUAACGGCGUUAUAUGCACAGCAAAAGGUGAACUUAAUUUCCGAGUUUCCAAUGAAGAAAUAAAGUGUUUUUGGGCCAUACUACUAUUACUCUCUAUUGUGUUGUUACUAGAUGUAGAAUGUGGUGGGAGUUAGGAACCGAAUCUUGCAAUAUCGCACUAAUGAAUAUUAUGAGAAGAAAUAAAAUAAAUUACCGAAAAAAAACUGGCAAAAUCCGAUCUUUUUCCUGGAUUUCCAAACUUUGAGAAACCAAUGCAAUCAGCACCCAUUCCUUCUGAUCCGGUGGAAUGCUUUGAGCUUUUUCUUGAUAAUAUUAUAUCAUCUUUGGCAGAAAUGACGACGUUAUAUCCACAGCAAAAGGGUGAACUUCAUUUCCGAGAUUCCAAUGAAGAAAUAAAGUGUUUUUGGCCAUACUACUAGUAUCUGUCUAUUGUGUUGUUCCUAGAUGUAGAAUGUGGUGGGAGCUAGGAACCGAAUCUUACAAUAUGGCACUAGUGAAUUCUAUGAGAAGAAAUAGAUUCGAAAUGCUAAAAAGUUAUCUCCACUGUGCUAAUAAUAAUAACAAAAAAUUGAUGCAAAUGCUUAAUUCAAAAUUUUUGAAAUACUCAGAUCUCCAAGAAAGGUUGAGUGUUGAAAGUAUGGCUUCAUACUUUGGUAAGUAUGGGGCAAAACAAUUUUUAAAAGGAAAGCUGAUACGAUACGUUUACAAGAUGUGGUGUCUCUGCGAACCUCUUGGGUAUUUGAUGCAAUUUGAACCAUACCAUUUACUUCAGCGGAUAAAGAAGAAAAUGCGACAACCACAAAAAACGUAAGGAAAGCAACUAUAAAAGAACCAGCAUUUGGUGUAGGAGAGUCUGCUGUACUUGGACUGAUAAAAGUCCUACCAAAACAAACCAGUAACUGAUUUACAG